UCUGCAUUGCAGACAGCCGGGGUUGUUGCUGUGUGAUCUCCGUGACAGGGAUCUGUCGUGACUUAUUCCUGCGUGGGGCGAGAAGGGGGGGACACACACAAGAAACAAACAAGUAACGAUGUAACUUAGACGCACUCACACCCCCUUUUUCUUGUAACAAUGUGUACGUUUUUAAGGAGGGAGGGGGGCGCGCGGAGGGAGAAAGGGAGAGCGAUAGAGAAAGGAGGAGGGGGUGCGUUCUGAAAUAAUAUAGUCAGCCAUUUUUUAUGUAAGGGGAUUUUUUUUUCUUAUUGGGGGGGUUGUUAAAAAAUAAAUAUAAGAGGGCGGCCAUCUUUGUUGCUCUGCCUAGUGUAAAAUAUUCCAAAACGCCCCCCACUUUUUUCUGUGCCUAUUUGAAUAUUAAAUAAAUAUCCCAUUAUCGGGCAAGAAUAGGCUCUUUUUGAAUACAAGGACGGAUCCAAUGACCGGGAUAUAAUGUCCUCUCCUCUCCGGUCCUGUGAGGAAGACGAGGGCCUGGUGGUUAAUUCCGAGGGAGGAGAUUUUGAUGAAGAAGACGACGACGGAGACCUAAACGAGAACGCAAGCGACAUAAACUCGCCGGCGGCGCCAAGGGAAACUGCAACGGUAGCCGCGCCAGAUGAUGAUAGAUCAGACAGAGAGGUACCCAUAAGGAAGAAAGGCCGGCCCAAGAAAAAGAAGGACGCAAAGAAGAAAGACAAAGACGGGAAGCCACCAAAAACAAAAAAACGCAAAAAGAUAGACAGCGAUGUAGAGCGAAACUCGGAUAGGGAAAGAGACUAUGGCGAGAACUCGGACAGCGCGGCCAGUGACUAUGGCUCCGGUGAGAAGAAAAAGAAGAAGAAACACAAAGAGAAGAAGGAGCGGAAAACCAAGAAGAAGAAAAAAGACGAUGGCGACAGAGACAGCGGCCAAGAGGAAACCACAAAGCAACCUUUAGAGCAGAAGACCUCUGCCCAGCUGGCCAAAGAGUGGGGACUGGAGGAUGUUGAUCAUACCUUCACAGAGGAGGACUACAGGGAGCUCACCAACUAUAAAGCCUUCAGCCAGUUCAUGAGGCCAAUGAUCGCCAAGAAGAACCCCAAGAUCCCCAUGUCAAAAAUGAUGACCAUCCUGGGGGUCAAAUGGAGGGAAUUCAGUUCAAAUAACCCUUUCAAAGGCAAUGCUGCUGCUGUGGCGGCGGCAGCUGCCGCCGCUGCUAUCGCUGUUGCCGAGCAGGUCUCUGCAGCCACUGCCUCGCCGGAGCCGCCGCCUCAACCGCCACCAAUCAGAAAGGCGAAGACGAAAGAAGGAAAAGGUCCAGGUUAUAAGAAGCGCAGCAAAAGUCCUCGAGUACCAGAUAAGAAAAAGGCGUUGGCUGCAGCUAAGGCCAAAAAGAUGGCCCCCAUUCGUAUUAAACUGUCACCUAUAGGUGCAAAAAGGAAGAAGAGCUGCUCUAGUGACGACGUGGAUGAUGAUGAGUCGGAGCAGGAGGACUCCAGCGUUCACAGCUCCUCGGUUCGCUCUGACAGUUCCGGCCGGGUGAAAAAGAACAAGCGGGGACGACCCGCCAAGAAAAAGAAGAAAAGCUCAUCUUCUGCCCCUCUGUGCGUAGUUAUGGGGGAGGAAGAAGGCGAUGGCUACGAGACGGAUCACCAGGACUACUGCGAGGUCUGUCAGCAGGGCGGAGAGAUCAUCCUGUGCGACACUUGUCCUCGAGCGUACCACCUCGUCUGCUUGGAACCUGAGCUGGACAAGGCCCCCGAGGGCAAGUGGAGCUGCCCCCACUGUGAGAAAGAGGGGAUCCAGUGGGAGGCAAAAGAUGAAGACUUCGAGGACUUCGAGGAGGACAGUGAGGACAGGGUGAUAUCGGAGGUCAGCAGCGGGGUGCCGGCCGGCGGGGACGAUGAGGAUGACGACCACAUGGAGUUCUGUCGGGUGUGCAAAGACGGCGGCGAGCUGCUGUGCUGCGACACGUGCACCUCCUCGUACCACAUCCACUGCCUGAACCCGCCGCUGCCGGAGAUUCCCAACGGGGAAUGGCUGUGUCCGCGAUGCCUGUCUCAGCCGAUCAAAGGGCGCGUCCAGAAGAUCCUGCACUGGCGGUGGGGGGAGCCGCCGUCUCCCAUUCCCGUUCCACCUCCUCCCGACGCUCCACCCGAUGUCCCUCCGCCUCCACCCAUGAAGGGACGGCCCGAAAGGGAGUUCUUUGUCAAGCUGGUCGGACAGUCGUACUGGCACUGCACGUGGAUCACAGAGCUGCAGCUGGAGAUCUUCCACUCGGUGAUGUAUCGGAACUACCAGAGGAAAACUGACAUGGACGAGCCUCCCAGCCUGGAUUACGGCUCGGGUGGGGAGGAAGAAAACAGCGUGGGAAAGAGCGAGAAAAGGAGGGCCAAAGACCCCCAGUUUGCCAUCCUGGAGGACAAAUACUACAAAUAUGGGAUCAAGCCUGAAUGGAUGAUGAUUCACCGGAUCAUCAACCACAGUUUGGACAAGAAGGGAGUUUAUCACUACCUGGUCAAGUGGAGAGACCUGACGUACGAUCAGUGCACCUGGGAGAGAGAUGACAUGACUAUCCCUGACUUUGCGAUCUACAAGGCAAGCUACUGGAGACACAGGGACGCAAUCAUGAAGGAGGAUCCAGACAAACCCAGAAAGAUGCGGACCAAGAGCGCCGAGGGGGAGGAGGAGUCUCCCCCGUCUCCACUUACAGAUCCCACCAUAAAGUACGAGGAGCAGCCGGACUUUGUGACGGCGACGGGCGGCACGCUGCACAUGUACCAGCUGGAGGGGCUGAACUGGCUCCGGUUCUCCUGGGCGCAGGGCACCGACACCAUCCUGGCAGAUGAGAUGGGCCUGGGCAAAACCAUACAGACUAUAGUCUUCCUCUAUUCUCUGUUCAAAGAGGGUCACACUAAGGGUCCCUUUCUGGUCAGCGCUCCACUCUCCACCAUCAUCAACUGGGAGAGGGAGUUUGAGAUGUGGGCGCCCGACUUCUAUGUGGUGACGUACACGGGAGACAAGGACAGCCGAGCCAUCAUCCGAGAGAACGAGUUCUCCUUUGACGACACGGCGGUGAAAGGAGGAAAGAAGGCCUUCAAACUGAGGCGAGAGGCUCCGAUCAAAUUCCACGUGCUGCUAACCUCCUACGAGCUGGUGACCAUCGACCAGACGGCGCUCAAGUCCAUAGAAUGGGCCUGCCUUGUUGUGGAUGAGGCCCACCGCCUGAAAAAUAACCAAUCAAAGUUUUUCAGGCGUUUAAAUGACUACAAGAUUGACUACAAGCUGCUGCUGACCGGGACGCCGCUGCAGAACAACCUGGAGGAGCUCUUCCACCUGCUGAACUUCCUCACGCCCAACCGCUUUAAUAACCUUGAAGGCUUCCUGGAAGAGUUUGCUGACAUCUCCAAAGAGGACCAGAUCAAAAAGCUCCACGAUCUGCUGGGGCCUCACAUGCUGCGGAGGCUGAAGGCCGACGUCUUCAAGAACAUGCCCGCCAAGACGGAGCUGAUCGUCCGAGUGGAGCUGAGCCCCAUGCAGAAAAAGUACUACAAGCUGAUUCUAACCAAGAACUUUGAGGCUCUGAACUCCAAAGGUGGAGGAAACCAAGUGUCCCUCCUCAACAUCAUGAUGGAUCUGAAGAAGUGCUGCAACCACCCCUACCUCUUCCCCGUCGCCUCCAUGGAAGCUCAGAAAACCCCCAGCGGUGCUUACGAGGGGUCGGCCCUCACCAAGGCGUCUGGAAAACUGAUGCUGCUGCAGAAAAUGCUGAGGAAACUGAAGGAGCAGGGGCACCGAGUGCUGGUCUUCUCACAAAUGACCAAAAUGCUGGAUCUUCUCGAGGACUUUUUGGACCAUGAGGGUUACAAGUACGAGAGAAUUGACGGCGGGAUCACUGGAGCUCUGAGACAAGAAGCCAUCGACCGCUUCAACGCUCCUGGCGCUUGUCAGUUUUGUUUCCUGCUCUCCACCAGAGCGGGAGGUCUCGGCAUCAACUUGGCCACAGCAGACACCGUCAUCAUCUUUGACUCCGACUGGAACCCGCACAACGACAUUCAGGCUUUCAGCCGGGCUCACCGCAUCGGACAGGCCAACAAGGUGAUGAUCUACAGGUUUGUGACGCGAGCCAGCGUGGAGGAGCGCAUCACCCAGGUAGCCAAGAGGAAGAUGAUGCUGACCCAUCUGGUGGUGAGGCCGGGUUUGGGUUCGAAAGCAGGCUCCAUGACCAAGCAGGAGCUGGAUGACAUCCUCAAGUUUGGGACAGAGGAGCUCUUUAAGGACGAGGGAGAAGGGAUGAAGAACAACGCAGGGGAUAAAGUUGAGGACGAGGGGAACGUCAUCCACUACGACAGCACCGCCAUCGAGAGGCUGCUGGACCGAAGUCAGGACGCCACAGACGACACGGACGUGCAGAACAUGAACGAGUACCUGAGCUCCUUCAAAGUGGCUCAGUACAUGGUCCGGGAGGAGGACAAGAUCGAGGAGAUCGAGCGGGAGAUCAUCAAACAGGAGGAGAACGUGGACCCGGACUACUGGGAGAAGCUGCUGCGGCAUCACUACGAGCAGCAGCAGGAGGACCUGGCCAGCAAGCUGGGGAAAGGCAAGAGGAACCGCAAGCCCGUCAACUACAACGACGCAGCGCAAGAAGAUCAAGAGUGGCACGCUGACAUUUCAGACAACCAGUCCGAGUAUUCAGUCGGCUCCGAGGAGGAGGAUGAAGACUUUGACGAUCGGCCAGAAGGUCGACGGCAGUCUCGCCGCCAGCUGAGGAACGACAAGGACAAGCCUCUGCCUCCUCUCCUGGCAAGAGUUGGUGGCAACCUUGAGGUUCUGGGCUUUAACACACGCCAGCGCAAGGCCUUCCUGAACGCCGUGAUGCGCUGGGGAAUGCCCUCCCAGGAUGCCUUCUCCUCGCAGUGGCUCGUCCGAGACCUCAAGGGCAAAUCCGAGAAGGAAUUCAAAGCGUACGUUUCUCUGUUUAUGCGGCACUUGUGCGAGCCGGUCGCUGACGGGGCGGAAACCUUCGCCGACGGCGUCCCGAGGGAGGGACUGUGCCGCCAGCCGGUGCUCACUCGCAUCGGCGUCAUGUCACUCGUCAAGAAAAAGGUUCAUGAGUUUGAGCACAUCAACGGCCGCUGGAGUCUACCAGAACUCAAGCCGGAGAUCAGCAUAGACAAAGCCUCCUCCAGGGCUUCCUCCCCCACUGUCAAGACAGCCACACCCACAACUGACGCCAGCUACAACAGCACGCCGUGCCCCUCCAAACCAGCAACCCCCGCUCCUUCAGAGAAGACAGAAAAAAAUGGCAAAGAGGAGGAAAAGGCGGAAGCGGAGGAGAAAGAGAAAGUGAAGGAUGAACGGAAAGAGGCAGACAGCAACAAGAUUGGAGAAUCUCAGGAGAUGUCCUCUGCCACAAAAGAAACGCAUCGAAACGCUUCUGCGGGUCAAAAAAACGAGAAGACAGAAGACGGUGAGGCGAAGGACGAAUCGGCGGACGCUCCAGCCGCCACGGCGGCGGAGAAAAAAGAGCUAGAGGAGAGUAAAGAGGAGACUAAACUGGAGUCAAAGCACGAAACAAAAGAGAAACCAGGAGACGAGGUUCGGGAGGAGAAGGAGUCCCGUUCCAAAAUGGAGACAGCAGAGGGCAAAGACAAGGCCGAGGCGGCUGAAGUCAAGAAAGAAGACGUGAAAGGGGAAAGGGAGGCUGGGAAGGAGCUCAAAGCACCCAAAGAGGAGGCGCCAAGGGGUAAUGGAAAGCCUGCAAGCGAGCGGCCGCGCUUCAUGUUCAACAUCGCGGACGGUGGCUUCACAGAGCUGCACACUCUCUGGCAGAACGAGGAGCGGGCUGCCAUCUCCUCGGGGAAGAUGAACGAGAUCUGGCACCGCCGACACGACUACUGGCUGCUGGCGGGAAUCGUAAUUCACGGCUACGCCCGGUGGCAGGACAUCCAGAACGAUCCUCAGUUCGCCAUCGUCAACGAGCCGUUCAAAUCACAGGCGAACAAAGGCAACUUCCUGGAGAUGAAGAACAAGUUCCUGGCCCGUCGCUUCAAGCUUUUGGAGCAGGCUCUGGUGAUAGAAGAGCAGCUGCGGCGGGCGGCGUACCUGAACAUGACGCAGGACCCCAGCCACCCGGCCAUGGCGCUCAACGCACGCUUCGCUGAGGUGGAGUGCCUGGCGGAGUCGCACCAGCACCUCAGCAAGGAGUCGCUGGCCGGCAACAAGCCCGCCAACGCCGUUCUGCAUAAAGUGCUGAACCAGUUGGAGGAGCUGUUGAGUGACAUGAAGGCCGACGUGACCCGGCUUCCAGCCACGUUAUCUAGAGUGCCGCCAAUCGCCGCUCGCCUCCAAAUGUCCGAGAGGAGCAUUCUCAGCCGGCUCGCCAGCAAAGGCACCGAGACGCACACGCCCCCUCCCAUACCUCCAGGACCCUACGCAACCCCUCAGGCCUACGGAACGCCCUACACACCUGCACCACCAAGCGCGCUUCACAUGGGUGGGGCCAACUACAGUCAAAUGCCGCCGGGAUCCUUUAUAUCAGUUUUAAACGGGCCUCCCAUGUCUGUAAAGAAGGAACGGGAGGCGGAGCUGAUCAACAGGCGGGAGCAGCGCAGCGGGGAAGUCAUCUGCAUCGACGACUAGACAACAAAGCAAACCAGUUUCCUGCAAAGCCUCCCCCCUUGUUUCUCCAAAAACUGACAUUUAGGUGGAAAAGAUUCCCGGCGAUGGACUACAACAUCUGUCUGAGCAGCCUAUAUAGACUGACUGCGGGUGAACCAAGUGGCCCACCAUGAUUGUAGUUCCCUCUUUUGAGACUGAAAACACGUUCACACAUCCCCACAACCUGUCUCUCCCGGAGUGUGACCUUUUACUCAUCUGCCUCAAACCAUUAUACUCCUCAUAAACGGCCUCCUCUCAAAGGCCUCCUCCACUAGAGAUGCUUCUAACCUCACAUUACACUACAGCCACCUCCUCAGUCCCCCAAAACCCUUUUAGCUCCCCGAGUAGACUCCACAACAUGGCCUCCUUUUCCCUCCCCUGCUCUUGAAAGUAUCAGCAGGAAGCUGCAUGUGUAUGGAAACUCGCUCGUCUCAUCAUGCUCCGCCCCCCCCGAAGCAUGCUCCUAUCACUACCAUGCUGUCUCGUGGAAAAAAAAAAUAUAUAGCCCAUCAAGCUGUGCCUACAGUCAUUUAAACACAGACUUUCACCGAGAAGAUGAACCGGUUUUCUCAGUCCAAGCAGCUCCAAGCACAGCUAGUGUUUUUUCUUUUCUUAUGUAAUUCAUUUUUAUCAGCGGUACUAGUUUGGAUAAACAUAUGCAGUAAGGCAUACAGUAAACAAUCUUCAGGAGUUCUUCGACCGCGUAAGUAUUUCUCCACGGCUCGUCUCGUCUGGGAACAGAGCUUUGGGGUAUUUUGAGGGGGUUUAAGUUCCAGAAAAGGUCUACAGAUGACGCUAUUUUUCAGAAAAACCCUCCUUAUGAAUGUUUCAUAAAGCAAGCCAGUGUUAUCAAAAGUCUACCGACCACACCUCCUUGUCUGGAUCAUAUGCCCCCUUUUGCCUUUUUUAUUUUUUUUGGCUUUUUUUGUUUUUUUUCCCAGGUUUUGAUCACGAAAUUGGUGCGAUAUAAUUUGCAGAUUUACGCAGCUCGUCUGCGUUUGUCUUGUACUUUUACUUCUAAAUAUCGUUGUCGUCAAUGUUGCUGUUGUUCUCACUUGUUGCUAUUUGAACAGAGCUUUUACCAAAAACAAAAAAAAGUUCUUUUUGUAAGAAGAAACUAUGAAGAAAAAGUAAAAAAAAGAAGAAAAUAAAAAGCACCCCACAGCAGGUGAGGCAACCCCUUUCGCUAUCCUCAUCCUUUCUGAUAACGAAGAAGUUGGAAUAACUUCAGAAAUGCUUGUUGUUCCCGCCUACUUUUAUGCGAUUUUCCAGUAACAAGCAUAAACAGAUAAUAGGCCAUAUUUAACCCAAAAUGCUUCUUUAAGCGUCAUAGUUUGUUAAAAAAAAACACGGUUAAAGUUGCUGGGACUUUUUAUAAGUUGCAAUUAUUUACAAACGCCUUAAGAAAGAUCGCAGAACAACAAAAGGAAAACCCGUAAACUGAUGUUCGUGUAAGUAACGCUAGCUAUAAGCUAACUAAUCGCAAAAUGUUUCUCUUCUGUUCCGACAUAGUUUGAAAUCCUUUUACUUUGGUAUUUUUGUUUUAAACAAAAAGCCUAAAAAGGAAUAAAAAAAAAUGAUUAUCAAAGUAAAAGCACUUAUUUUGUCCAUACACUUUGUCCUCUUUCAAAGAGUUUUUUUUCUGUUGUUGUUGAUUUUGGGAUAUCUUGUGUCACUGUGUAAUCUAGUGGUGCCGAUCAAAAGAUGAGUGACGAUAAAAACUUGUGAAAGAAGACACCAAAACUUUUUUGUUGUUUUUUUUUUGUUUGUAAUAAAAUAAAUCGAAUGAGGAAAAAA
Molecule: messenger RNA, 8457 nt
Organism: Oryzias latipes (Japanese medaka)
Lineage: Eukaryota; Metazoa; Chordata; Actinopteri; Beloniformes; Adrianichthyidae
Gene: chd3
Product: chromodomain helicase DNA binding protein 3
Biological process (GO): chromatin remodeling
Cellular component (GO): NuRD complex; nucleus; chromatin
Molecular function (GO): ATP-dependent chromatin remodeler activity; ATP hydrolysis activity; ATP binding
Source: RefSeq, a predicted model, not a curated record